GAUCAGAGACCUCACUCCACCUCACUCCUCGGUCGUUGUGUAUCCAGAAUCAUAAUCUGAACAGAGUCUCUCUCUCUCUCUCUCUCUCUCUCUCUCUCUCUCUCGAGAAUUCCUGAUUUUGCUUCAUUCAAUUCAACUAAUUCAUUGAAUCUGCUGCUCCAAAAUCCAAGGUGAUUAAUUAGGAUAAGGCAAAGGGAGAGUCUGCUACAUCAAGGGAUAAUUAGUCUCACCUCCACCUCUCGCAGCCCUAUGCAAUGGCGCACAAGGUGUCAACGAUAGUGCUGACGGUUGACCUUGCAUGCUCACGCUGCAACGAUAAGAUCAGGAAAGUCCUUUGUAAAUACCGCGAGAGAUAUCAAAUACAGGACGAGAUAUAUGAUGAGAAAAACAACACCGUCACCAUCAGUGGCCCCUUCUGUCCCAGCAAGCUCGUUAAAAAGCUCUGCUACAAAGCUGGAAAUGCCAUUAAAUGCAUCAAGAUCGUCGACAAAAAGCCUCCACCGCCGCCUCCUCCCUCAGAACCAAAACCAAAACCAAAACCAGAACCAGAACCAAAACCAAAACCCACUCCUGAACCGGUCUGCCCACCGGCCCAACCAAUAUGGGUUUGUUGUGGACCAUGUUAUGUGGGAUAUGGAUGGGGACCAUGUCAUGAAGGUUAUGGAAGGCCACAGCCGUGCUAUUGUGGCUGUGGAGGAUCACAGUCGACGUGUUACAAUGGUUGGGGAAGACCACCACAACCGUGCUAUUGUGGCUGUGGAGGAUCACAGUCGACGUGCUAUAAUGGCUGGGGAAGACCACCACAACCGUGCCAUUGUGGCUGUGGAGGAUCGCAAUUGCAGUGCUCUAGGAGAUAUGGAAGAUCGAGUUACGGGAGCCCCUGCGGUCUCUUCAUUGAAGAAAACCCAAAUUCAUGCAUCAUCAUGUAAUGUUUAAUGUUGCAGACCAACCCAACCUCUCUCCCUCCCUCCCUCCCUCCCUCCCUUUGUAUUGGUCCAUUUUCAAUAAACCGGAUCAGGUGAUUGGUCCACUAAUUGAAGGGUUUAAUUUGUGAUGUUUUGGGUGAUGUGGGUUCAUUUAGAGUUUCUAUUUUCAUUCUCUCUUCUAAGCUUUUACAAAUAAAGGUUGAACAAUGCAAAAUAAAAAGUAGUGAGAAUCUAUAUUGUAAUGUUGGAAUAAAAGUGGGAAAGUUCAUUGAAUUUUCA
Messenger RNA from Macadamia integrifolia, 1205 nucleotides. Its product is annotated as protein PYRICULARIA ORYZAE RESISTANCE 21-like. NCBI's taxonomy places the organism in Eukaryota, Viridiplantae, Streptophyta, Magnoliopsida, Proteales, Proteaceae. Bases 255 to 929 code for a protein of 224 amino acids. Gene Ontology annotation, biological process: regulation of defense response to fungus. The record is from RefSeq and is a predicted model, not a curated record. The transcript is spliced from 3 exons.